AUGGCAUGGCCCCAGGUCAGGCUGUGGCUGAGGAGGCUCUGGGUGCUGGUGCAGGUGGCUGCAGAAGUGGCCCUGGGCAAGGUGCUGAUGACACUCUUUCCAGAGCGAGUGAAACAGAACAUCCUGGCCAUGGGCCAGAAAACUGGUUUGGCCCAGAACCCCCUCUUCACCCAUGACAACUGGAUCCCCACCUUCUUCAGCAUCCAGUAUUUUUGGUUCAUCCUGAAGGUUCGUUGGCAGCGACUGGAGGAUGCCACUGAGCCAGGAGGUCUGGCCCCAAACUGCCCCGUGGUCUGCCUCUCGGGACAGGAGUGCCACAUCUGGGACUUCAUGCAAGGUAACAGGCCUCUGGUGCUGAAUUUUGGAAGUUGCACCUGACCUUCAUUUCUUUCCAAAUUCGACCAAUUCAAGAGACUUAUUGAAGAUUUUAGCUCCAUUGCAGAUUUUCUCAUCAUUUACAUUGAAGAGGCGCACGCAUCAGAUGGCUGGGCUUUUAAGAACAACGUGGACAUCAGGAAUCACCGGAACCUCCAGGAUCGCCUGCAGGCGGCGCACCUGCUGCUGCCCAGGAGCCCCCAGUGCCCUGUGGUGGUGGACACGAUGCAGAACCAGAGUAGCCAGCACUAUGCCGCACUGCCCGAAAGGCUCUACGUACUCCAGCAGGGCAGGAUCCUCUACAAGGGUCAACCUGGUCCUUGGAACUAUGACCCGGAGGAAGUCCGCGCUGUCCUGCUAAAGCUCCACAACUAA
This is a messenger RNA of Ochotona curzoniae (black-lipped pika), 750 nucleotides long. It is a transcript of the gene DIO1, whose product is annotated as iodothyronine deiodinase 1. Gene Ontology annotation, molecular function: thyroxine 5'-deiodinase activity. The record is from RefSeq and is a predicted model, not a curated record. The transcript is spliced from 4 exons. Lineage: Eukaryota; Metazoa; Chordata; Mammalia; Lagomorpha; Ochotonidae.